This is a messenger RNA of Plasmodium coatneyi, 7419 nucleotides long. Its product is annotated as Endonuclease. The record is from RefSeq and is a predicted model, not a curated record. Gene Ontology annotation, biological process: nuclear-transcribed mRNA poly(A) tail shortening. The transcript has 2 exons. Bases 1 to 7419 code for a protein of 2472 amino acids. Lineage: Eukaryota; Apicomplexa; Aconoidasida; Haemosporida; Plasmodiidae. Gene Ontology annotation, cellular component: nucleus; CCR4-NOT complex; cytoplasm. Gene Ontology annotation, molecular function: poly(A)-specific ribonuclease activity.
AUGGAUAAUUCCCCAAGGGGGAACUUCAUGUUCUUUCAAAAGAAUAAAAGUAAUGACAAUCAACUGAGUCAUAAAUUUGAAGACACCAUGUAUGCCAAAGGAGAGGAAAAGAAAAGUGGAAAAAGGGGCGGCACAGACAACAAAGGUGUAACACCUGUGUUGAAGGAUCAAGGGGUUAACAUCUACAUGAAUACUCCACCGGGUAUGCUAGAUAAGAACAUAAACACUGGCAAAAAAUAUGAUAAUGUGACUGGGGCCUUGCCGGCCUCUUCCCCCAUGGGUGAAAAAAGUUCCGAACAUGUGCAGAGCAUUUUUGCCGAUCGGGGCGUAGACAUGAAAAAGAUACCCGGGAUGGAGGAGAAGGAAACUCCAGGCGGGAUGAGUAAUUACACAGUGAAAAAUUACAAAGUUAGCGGUCACGGGAUGAGCAGCCACACGGAAAGCUCAAAAGAACCCCCUAAAAACACCCAACAAUUUAAGCCCAAAUUUAAUAAGAAUAAAAAAAAUCCAAACAAGGAGGAGAGCAACAUGAACAGCAUGUCGAAGGAUAUUAAAAUUCGAAAAAGCAACAUUCUGGAGUUGAACAAGUUGCUAAAGGAGAAUUUGAGGAUAGAGGAAAAUUUAAAGAAAAAAAAAAAAGGGAAAGGAAAUAAGGACGAUGAGGAUGAUGAUGACGAAGAUGAAGAGGAGGCGUAUGACCAGGACUACUACCAGAUGUGGGGGGACAACUCCAGCAGGUAUGCUCUCCGAGAUAGUGCGCGUGAUAAAGCAACUCCAGGAGAACACCACGAACAUGUACAGAAGGACCAGAGUAGCCAAGAGGAAGGCUCUGUGGAAGGCAAAAGAGACAACGCAAAGGAGAAAAAGGAAAAGGGGAAGAGGAAAAAUAAGGAAAAAAACAAAGACAAUAAAGCGAAAGGAAAAAAUGAAGAGCGCGAAAGGGAGAAGGAUAAGUCCAUUUCGAAGGGGAAAGCCAAGGAGUUUGACUCCAACGAUCAAGAGGAGGAUGACAAGAAGAAGGAGCACCUUCCAAUUAGCAACCAAAACAACAUCGUGAAUAGCAAUCCGAGUAACACCCCAAACAGCAGCAUUAACGUCAUUCUGGGUGGCGGCUUGAAUAGCGGUCCAAGCAUUAUCCUCAAUAUGGACAACAAAAACAGCGGAAAGAAUAAAAAGGCCAAGAACAAGAAGGGGGAACAGCACCAAGACAAGAAAAACGAGUCACCGCAAAAUAGGAAGAACGAAUCUGGACAAAACAAGAAGAACGACUCGCCACAAAAUAAGAAGAAUGAUUCUCCACAAAACAAAAAAAAUGAAAUGAUGCAAAAUAAGAAAAUGGAUUCCCCGAAAAAUAGGAAGAACGAUCAGGGGGAAAACAAAAAAAUGGAUUCUCCCCAAAAUAGGAAGAAUGAUUUAGGGCAUAACAGAAAGAACGAGUCGCCUCAAAAUAGGAAGAACGAAUCGGGGCAGAACAAAAAAAACGAUUCCCCACAAAACAGGAAAAAUGAUUCUCCUCACAAUAGGAAGAAUAAAAGGGAAGACUUUAUCACAGGUGCGAAUGCAAACUGCCUGCUAGACCAAGGAGAUGGCAAAAUGGUCAAAAAUGAGUUACUCCUCGAAAGUAGUAUGAUUGGGAAGAAUAAAAAUAUAGACAGCUCGAUAAACUUUUCCCCACACUACAGUUACUAUUACAGCAAUAACAAAAGUGAUAUCCCCACGAUGAGUACCUCCAGAAGGGGGGCAUUCAAUAAAGUUCACUUGGAUCUCUACUGCGAUAGUAGUGGGGGCUACAUGAUGGACUCCAGUGACAACAAAAGUUUCAGCUAUAAGAAGGAGCCUCGAAGUGAUAUGUUCAAGUUGGGCAAUAACAACAUCGGCAGUGGCGGUGGUCAGGGCAGUGACACUGGUCCUGUUGGUAGUGCAGGCAAUCAUGGCAACCUUGGCAGUAGCCUGGGCAACCUCGGGGGACUAUCCCUGAGCGGUAAAUUCCACAUGAAUAAAAAUUUCUUCAAAUCGCACGAAAUGGGGAACUACCAUUUUCAAGACUUAAGCAGCACGUAUGACAAGUAUAAGGGCUCCUUCGACCCGACCUCCAUGUCUGAAUUUCUCGACCACGAGACGGGCAAAAGAUACGUCCACAACAAAACUUGGGGCAGUCACAGUGAAGUGAAAAAUGUCAAGGACAACAACGUCGUCAAUAUAAAAACGAACAAUGCUAUUGGUACCAACAGAAACAAUCAUAUGAACCUCAAUCUGAGCAGUAAGGAUAAUCGGCUAAGCAUUACCAAAGGGAGUGAUAAGAGAACGCCUAGCAAUAUUAUACACCCCAGUAACAAUCAUAUAGGGAAAAAAUACACGAGUAGCAAAAAUUUGCAAAGCUAUAAUAAUAAUAAGUUGAACUUCUCCAGUGAGGGAGUCGAUCUGGGCAUGAGCUCCAAGAUGAAUAUUUUUAACAACGCCGGUGAGGUAGGGGGGAGUGCGUUGGGUGGAAGCAACGCUGGGGGGAAUAAUAUGUCUGCGUAUCAUAUGGCUAGCCACCCCGUUGGGAGUAAUCAUCUGGGUAGCAAUAACAUAGGAAGUAAUAACAUAGGAAGCAAUAACCUAGGAAGUAAUAACAUAGGAAGUAAUAACCUGGGGAGUUAUCACCUGCCCAGCAACGUAAGCAGCAGCAACCUGGGGAGCAGCAACAGCGUGGGCAACGUACUGAAGGAUGAGAGCCACCUAUUGGGGGGCAGAACCUACAACAACAUGCUGAGCAACAGCAACAUGAACCCCAUGUUGAACGGAGAAAAUAAUAAUUUGCUGAACAGCAGCUAUGCGAGCGUUACCAACGUCCUAAACAGCAGCAACGGCAUGGUUACCAGUGGGAACAAGGUGUACAACAGUGGGGGUGGGGAGGGGAACCUUAACGAGAGCAUGAAUAACGUAGGAAGCUUAAACGGAACAACCUUCCAAACGAACAAGUCCAACAGUACAUUAAAUAAUAGAGUAAACAGUAGCAAGAAUCACAUGAACGACCUAGCGGGUGGACAAAGCUACGUGAACAAUGUUUUACUGUACGACAGUGGAGGUGUUAUGUAUAAUGGAAAGGUUGGAAGCAUGAAUGGCUACGCAAGGCACAACGUACCCCCGUUUUCUGGACAGACCUUGGAUAAUUACGCUAACCAGAGCGUGGAUAACUAUGCCAACCAGAAUGUGGAUAACUACGCAAACCAAGGUGUGGACCAUUAUGCCACCCCCAACAUGGACAACUACCUGAACCCCAACAUAGAUACUUACGGGAGUCCCCAUUUGGACAACUAUGGCAGCCCCGUCAUGGACAGUUACGUGAACCCAAUUAUGGACAGCUACGCAAACGUAGCCAUGGAUGGGUAUGCCAACUCCCGCAUGGACAAUUAUGACAACCCCACCGUGGAUAACUACGUGAACCCCAAUGGGGACAAUUAUGCAAGUCCUAAUGUGGACAGUUAUGCUAAUCCGAACGUGGAUAGUUAUGCUAACCCUAAUGUGGACAGUUAUGUAAACCCGAAUGUGGACUACCCAAACCAGAGUAUGGACACCUACGCGAGCCCCCACAUGGAGAACUAUUCCACCCCGCACAUGGACAACUUCGUGAAUCCCCUUAUGGACAGCUACAUGAACCCCAACAUGGAGAACUAUCCAAACCAAAGCAUGGAAACCUACGGUGGCCAGAACAUAGGCAGUUUUGCCCCCCCCAAUGUAGACAACUUUGCCGCCCCCAAUGUAGAUAACUUUGCUGCCCCAAAUGUGGACAGCUUUGCCACCCCAAAUGUGGACAAUUUCGCUUCACCCAACAGGGAGAGUUUCCCCCCCCAGAAUGUGGAGACCUUCGUCGGGCCUAGUGGGGAGUCCUACCCCCAUGGGUACAUGAACAACCUUCCUAUGAAUUACCUAAACGGAGGAAUGACAUCGACACUGAACAACAGCAGAGGCACAUCUUCUAUAAACAACAUCAGUCAGUAUUCUAACGAGCUUAGUAACACAUCUGGGAAUAUGCUGAACAGUAUGGUAGGGAAAAAGAAUAACUUGUUGCUGAGUGGCAUGAACAACACAGUGAGCAGCUCCAAGGGAAACUUCGGCAUGAAUUACAUCAACGAUACAUUUAAGAAGGCGUCCAAUUUGUUUUUAAAAACUGUUAUGAGGAGGGGAACCAGAAAUUCCAGUGGAAAUAAAAUUAAAAGAAACAAAAAUAAAGAGUUGUUAGAAAGUAAAGUUGCCAAGUACGAAUUGACAUCACCUACGAAGGAAAGCAACGGAAGUGGCAUGUUGCACGAUAGAGGGGGCAUAAACUAUGUACUAGAGGAUCCUCCUCCAGGGAGACCAAAAUAUAUACAUAAUAGCGAAAUGACAGAACGGAUCAACGAGAAUGAUCCUGCGAGCGCAUUAACAACAGCCAUAGCAACUGCUAUUGCAACGUCUACCAGUGGGGCAGGCACUAGCGUCCAACACAUGAAGUGCUUAGAAGAAAACCAUACAAUAAAGAAGAAGGUAAAGAAAGAAAAAAGAACCCACGUGAAAAAUAUUAAAAUAAAUAUAAACAAAAUUAACCUUCUUGAAAAUAAGAAGAAAAAAUAUUUGGCGGAAAUUAUCAGAUGUGAACUCAUUUGGGGACCCACGAAAAAUAAAGAACCCAUAACUCCGGUGGAGAGUUGUGAGUUACACCCUGUUGUUAUAAUAAAAGAUCAAUAUGGACAUCUGUACGAUGACGACGAAGACAAUGAGAACAACCCCAUAGGAAAAACUGUUAAUAUUUUCUACAGAUGGAGUAGAGGACCUCCUCGAACCGUUUGCUUCUUCCACCCACAAAAAAUUGCUUGCUUGCAAUGCACCGUCACGUUUAGAUGCUUCUGCUCGUAUGAAUGUUUCAUGAAAGGAUUCGAUCACUUGCACAAGUAUUAUCGAAGCAAUGGUCUCAUUAAUAUUCCUUCCCACCCGAAUCUGCAUACCUAUGGUGUGCCUUGCUCACCGUUCGAUUGGGAUAAUUAUGAGAAGAAUAUCGAGUUCGAUGAGAAGCACUACAAUUCGUUAAUACAGUCUGGGUUGCUAAACUCGCCGGACAUGGAAAAGUGGGAAAUAAUUAACAACGAGAGGAACUACAUCCCUUGCUUGAAAGACGUGGGUCACCAAAUCAUGCUGGAGACUAUGCUGCUCGAUAAAAAUACCAUGUCAUCGGAGAAUGGGACAACCAGCUCUGACGAAUGUGAGGGUAGUAGUGUCGACGAGGAUAGCAGUGGGGAUGCCAGUCAGGUGGAAGAAAAUUGCACAGUUGGCCCGGUUAACGAACUUCUUAAGGGCGAAGUGCACCAGGGCAGCGAUUUCAAUCUGUCCUCCGCCGAUGAGAAGAAGCAAAGCCCCGCAGCGUGCUCGCGUUAUGCAGGUGUGCAGUCGGACCAGGUAGAAAGUUUCAGUGGUAUGCAGUAUGUUGAUAGCCAUAAGGAGGAGGACACCUACUCAGGGCAGUUCACCGACGGAAACGGCAUCGUCAAUGGGGAAGCAGACACUACCAACCUGAACGAUGAAGGAACCUCCGCGGUGUUCACCUCGACGGAGGCAAACGGGAAGCAAACGUUGCAUAUUGAUGGCACGUUGAAUGAGGACAAUAAUGUGUGUAGCUCACCAGCAGAUGAGGGUAAGGACCCAACCAAGGGAGAGUACACAACCAAGAAUGUCCCUAAUCACAGCGUAAAUGAAGAAAGCGAAGGAAACGAAAAUAGAAUGAACAGUUUUGGCAUUACUUGUAUGGACAACGGGGGCAACAACGAUACCUUUGUGCGUAACGAUGAAGCGAUGUUUGUACAUAGUGAAGGAGAACCAACAAAUGGGUUAAACCCCCAGAGUGGUGACUCAAAGGAUGGGUUAACCGAAUUGAAGCAGAACAACGUGACGACGCCUGCAAAUGGAUGCUCUGUAGAAAACGUCGAGGAUAAGCAAACGAAUGAGGGUGACAGAAGUGGCAUGUCCACUAGUCCUAGUAAAAGUGCAACGGCAGAAGUGGAGGGAAAAACCACCACGGAAAAACUCACUCUCGAAAGGGAAAAGAAUCAAAUCCAGCCGACCCAGGAAAACGCCCUUCAGUUGAAGAAGAAGAAGAAGAAGCGGAAAAAGAAAAAAGUCUACAUACUGGAUGACCAAGUGUGGAACAACAUAAGGGACCCCAACAUCUAUCACAAAAUAAUUACAGGCUGUUGUAUCCCCAAUGUGACUAUUUCCCCGAACUAUAACGUAACGUGUUUUAAGAAUUCCAAUGUGAGCAAUCCGAACAACCAGUUCACCAUAAUGACAUGGAAUGUGCUGGCCGAAAUAUACGGCACUGUUGAGGCCUUCCCCCACUGCGACCCGUACAUGCUGGCUUGGUCCUAUCGCAAGACAAAGAUCAUUCAGGAAAUUUUGAACAACAGCCCGGACAUCGUCUGCCUGCAGGAAAUACAAAAUGAACACUUCUUGGACUUUUUCAAACCUUCGUUGAGCGAGUUCGGCUACGAAGGCGUCUACAAACAGAAGACGAAGGAAAUAUUUACUUCCCCCUCGGGAAAGAGAAGAGGAGGAAAGUACACCAUAGACGGAUGCGCUAUAUUUUACAACAAAAAAAAGUUGAAGUUUGUGGAAACCUACGCCUUAGAGUUUAGCAAGCUGAUCAAGGAAGCCUCAGUGUUUACGUUGCCAAAGGAUAUUCAGAAAAACCCAUCAUUGGUGAAGCGACUGUUAAAGGAUAACGUGGCGUUGGUUAUACUGCUCGAAUACAUACAGCAGUAUUCAAAAAUGUAUGACAGUAAGGAGGAAAACAACGAGGAAAAACCAAAUAGAAACCUUAUCAUUGUUGCCAACACGCACAUUGUAGCAAAUCCCGAAGCCAAUUACGUGAAAAUCUGGCAAGCACAAAUAUUGGUCAAGGUAGUUGAAUACCUGAGGAUAAAUUUUAUAAAAAAAUAUGAAACCGUUCCAAGUUUGAUUAUAUGUGGAGAUUUUAACAGUACCCCUUCUAGUGCAGUGUACCAGUUGAUAUAUAAAAAAAACUGCAGCAGGAGUCAUGAAGACUUCAGUUCAGACAAGUACAGUCUACUGACAGACCUGCCACUUGGGCACAACUUAAAUUUGAAGUCAGCUUACGCUAUAUCCAAGCUACUGUCCCAGAAGCUUAACCCGGAAGAGUAUACAUCCAACUUGGAGGUCUUCGAGCCAUUGUUUACCAACUACACCGGGAACUUCAUAGGAUGCUUGGACUACAUUUUUUACAAUGACGAAAACUUGAAUAUUAUUUCCACCGUCAAUAUUGCUGACGAGAAUCAGCUGAUGCAGGAGGCGCACAUUUACCAGCUGUCCAACUGCGCUUUACCGAGCCCCAUUCGCCCCUCCGACCACCUGCCCCUCAUUGCUAAGUUCGAGUUCAAGAUUUACUGA